Exophiala viscosa is the source of this 1989-nucleotide messenger RNA. RefSeq names its product alpha-N-arabinofuranosidase. Gene Ontology annotation, biological process: carbohydrate metabolic process. The transcript has a single exon. The record is from RefSeq and is a predicted model, not a curated record. NCBI's taxonomy places the organism in Eukaryota, Fungi, Ascomycota, Eurotiomycetes, Chaetothyriales, Herpotrichiellaceae. Gene Ontology annotation, molecular function: hydrolase activity, hydrolyzing O-glycosyl compounds. Bases 386 to 1729 code for a protein of 447 amino acids.
CUAUCACACUGCCCAUCCUACCAAUACCGAUCCCGACCCAAGCCAAUAACCCACCCCCAACUGCGCCUUUCGCAUCAGAGUCAAAAAUAAACCAUUGUCAUUCUACCAAACCACCACGUUGUCGACCACCGGCUUACUACACCCGUACCUUUUCUGUCUCUUCUUACGCUCAUACCACCGGUUCCCACAAUUCCCUCACCAUGACGGAACGGUCUGGCCCCCUGCACAUUCUAACACGCUGAAGUAGCAACCGUUCCAAAUCUGUGCGCAAAAAGAAGUCGGCACGCCCCUGGAACCUUUCGCUACGACCCGCCCACUUUAGUCUCAAAGCCUUGUCCCUCAAACACCACCUCCUCCAGAUCCACCACCCCCUUGACAUAUAAACAUGCCGAUGCCGUCAGUCAUCAACAUGGUGGUCCGUCCACAAGAAAGACAGCCGUUGCUUCCUCACCCAAGUCACCCGAGUCCGGGCUACAAUACACUCUCAUUAAUCAAUCAGGAAAAGGGGUCACUCACUUCAUCGACAAUACACACAUCCCAACCUUCAGCAAACAAGCGCCUAUUUUUACUUGCACUACGCACAAAGAUCAUACUCAUUAUGGUCGCUAUACCAGCAUUUCUCCUCGCCUCGUCGGCAGUGACGUCGCUCGGUCCUCUUACUCCUCGCGAUACCGUCAUCAGAUCACCUCAGCCUGCAGAACCGCAGACAACCUCCAAUUCGAACCUCUUCGCUUCCGUACAGGGACCGCUCAUUUCAACACAGUUCGCUGACCCCGCGAUUAUUCAUGUUAAUGGCAUCUCUUACGCGUUCGCAACAAACAACAAAGGGGUGGGUGCGGAUAGAAUAAAUGUACAAGUUGCUACAUCCACAGAUAACGAGACCUGGACGUUAAUGGACCACCAUGACGCGCUGCCCAGUAUGGGUGCGUGGGAAACGGGUGCUGGUGUCUGGGCUCCCGAUGUCGUCCAAGUGGAAGAUGGUUCCUUCGUCCUGUAUUACGCAGAUGUACCUACCUGGGCCCCUCAACACCACUGCGUCGGUGCUGCCACCUCGAAGAAUAUCACCGGUCCCUACGCUCCCCUCAGCCAACCAUUUGCCUGUCCGAACGUCCUUACGCAAGGAGGCGCCAUUGAUCCGGAUGGGUUCCAUGAUGUCGCCACGGACAAACGAUAUGUCGUCUAUAAGGUGGACGGCAACUCGCUCGGCCACGGUGGUGCCUGCAUGAACUCGGUGGCUCCCAUCGUUCCCACGCCCUUGAUGCUCCAGGAAGUUGCUGCAGACGGCGUAACGCCCAUUGGCAAUCCAGUUGAGCUCCUCGACCGCGAUGACGUUGAUGGCCCUUUGAUCGAAGCUCCUGCAUUACACCGUUCUCCUGAGGGAGUCUACUUUCUCUUCUACAGCAGCAACUGCUUUACAACUCCAAAGUACGAUGUAUCGUACGCCACCGCGACCAACGUCCUUGGUCCGUAUACCAGAUCGAACCGUCCACUCCUUAUCACCAGUGACGCCGGUCUCGUUGGUCCAGGCGGUAUGGACAUCAUCAAAGGUGGUGGCACGAUUGUCUUUCAUGGCCACAUGACCAUCGCGAACGACCCUGCCGAGCUAAAGCAGGCCGAGGCUAUCGCUGCUUCCACAGGCACAUCUGUGAAUAGCGUGAGCCUGCCCUUGAUUAGGGGCAUGUGGUCGGCUACUGCACAAUUUUCGGGGACGACCGUCAGCCUGGCUUGAUUGGACCACGAUCGAGCUUUGGAUUGAAAAAGCAUAUUUUUGGAGUUUGAUUUAUCUGCAGCGUUCUAGCGAGUUUUCAUCAGCGUUUUCUGAGCCCAGCAUUCAAGCGGCAAUUUGACAGCCAUCUAAACAAAAAGUAUAUACCCAGGAUAUAUGAGCCAAGAUCUAGAACUGAUACAUGCAAGCAUAUUACUAAGGUCUCCAAAGUUAUACUCUGGAGCUUCAAAGUAAAUUGUCACGAAUCCUUCUUCGGUUGCUUU